GGUUUCACUGUUUUUUCCAUUCCUGUUGGUGUAAUAUAUAGGCCACCCGAAGGAAAACUUAAAAAUGUUAAAACCAAGGAUUACUUGGGAAAAGCAAAAUUAGUUGCUGCAGUGGAUCCCGAUGAUGCAUUCACUGGCUUUACAGGUGCUCAACAACAAAAAAAAGCACAAAUGAGCACAACAUCACCGCUUAAUACAGGUAAAACCGACGGUGCGGUACUUGAUGUUCCUAGACCAGAGUCACCACCACCUGAGAAAGUGGUGUUUCGGCCCAAGUCUUUAUCAACUAAUCCAAAAUCACCACCUUUCCCCAUUCGUGCGACACGCGACCCUAGCUCAAGAAGGCGCCCAGAGGGAAGUGCUGAAAACAAAUCUUCUAUGCGGAGCGGAGCAUCUACUCCUACCAAUGGAAAUUCGGAAUUAGAUGCGCCAAUUUCUCGAAAUGUUUCGUUACGAAAAGUAUCACCAAAUCAAUUACAAUUGCAAAAUAAUCCUCAACGUUCUAAUACAAUAGAUGGUGGACGUCCUUCACCAAAACUUCCUACU
Racocetra persica is the source of this 546-nucleotide messenger RNA. The record is from the annotation of a GenBank genome assembly. NCBI's taxonomy places the organism in Eukaryota, Fungi, Glomeromycota, Glomeromycetes, Diversisporales, Gigasporaceae.